AUGUCACGUCAGUAUUGGUUGGACAGGAGUAUAUUGGGACUAGGAAGUCCUGUUGUUAUCAGGAUUAGUUUGUAUUGGACAACGGUUAAACAUCAGACACUGUUAAACGAAUACUUGGAACUGCAAGAGAUUCCGGAAUUUGCAGUUUUCGCUUCAUGGAGUCCUUCAAUUAAGGGUGCUUUUCUUGGCACCAUAGAGUUUAAGAUGCACCAGCUACCGGUUUCAAUGUCGUAUUUUUAUGGGUUAAAGUUUGGCCAUUUAUAUGAGGAUGCCCGCACCACAACAGGUAGACCAAGGACCUUAUUUUGCACUGAUAGGAGACAAGCUCGAGGAGGUUACAACAAGAAGAAACAUGAUGCAGUACCUCAAAAUAUAGAUCUUCCUCCAAUACUGCCCAAGAAAAAGAAGAAGCCCUAUCCCAUACCUCUAAAGAAGAUUCAGGAGGCUGCCAGAGCUGAUAAGAAGCUUGCAGAAAAGGGAAUAGAGAAGCCUCUUGAGCCUCCAAAAAAUGGACUUCUUGUACCUGAUCUUAUUCCGGUUGCUUAUGAAGUACUUGAUGCUUGGAAAAUUUUAAUUAGAGGACUUGCACAGCUCUUGCACGUUAUUCCCAUCCACGCUUGUAGUGAGUGCUCUGAAAUCCACAUUGCCGAAAGUGGACAUGACAUUCAAGAUUGUUCUGGCCCAACCAGUGGAAGCCGCCGAAGUUUUCACUCGUGGGUGAAGGGUUCUAUUAAUGAUGUACUUAUCCCCAUUGAGUCAUAUCAUAUGUACGAUCCAUUUGGUCGGCGCAUUAAGCACGAGACUCGGUUUAACUAUGAGAGAAUUCCCGCAAUUGUCGAACUCUGCAUCCAAGCUGGCGUUGAGUUACAAGAAUAUCCAUCAAGGAGGAGGACAGAACCCAUUCGAAUGAUUGGGAAGAAAAUAAUUGAUAUAGGUGGAAUUGUCGAGGAACCUGGACCUCACAGCUUUGGUAAUUCAGGGUCGUCAAUUGUGGACCUCGACACUCAUCGAGCUCUAGAGCGCUUUCUUCCACCGGUAGAGUCAGAGGUGCCUACAAUUGCACAGGAGACUAUCAACGCAUACGAGAAAGUCAAAUGGGGCUUGCGGAAGUUAAUGAAGAAGUACACAGUGAAGGCAUGUGGAUACUGCUCAGAGGUUCACGUGGGUCCCAGGGGGCAUAAUGCUAAGCUUUGUGGUGAAUUUAAGCACCAAUGGAGAGAUGGAAAGCAUGGCUGGCAAGAUGCCACAGUCGAUGAAGUGUUCCCCCCGAAUUAUGUAUGGCAUGUUGAAAAUCCCAAAGGGCCUCCACUGAAAAGUGCACUCAAGAGGUUCUAUGGAAAGGCUCCAGCCGUUGUUGAAUUGUGUAUGCAGGUGGGUGCUCGAAUACCUUAUAAGUACAAGCCAAUGAUGAGGCUCGACAUUGUGGUGCCAGAUAGCGAUGAAUCUCGCUUAAUUGCAUAA
Molecule: messenger RNA, 1461 nt
Organism: Fraxinus pennsylvanica
Lineage: Eukaryota; Viridiplantae; Streptophyta; Magnoliopsida; Lamiales; Oleaceae
Source: the annotation of a GenBank genome assembly